This is a messenger RNA of Nothobranchius furzeri (turquoise killifish), 1670 nucleotides long. It is a transcript of the gene lrrc28, whose product is annotated as leucine rich repeat containing 28. Gene Ontology annotation, molecular function: protein binding. NCBI's taxonomy places the organism in Eukaryota, Metazoa, Chordata, Actinopteri, Cyprinodontiformes, Nothobranchiidae. The record is from RefSeq and is a predicted model, not a curated record.
AGCUGGUGGCGGGAAAAUACAUUUUGGACUUAAUUCCUACCGGAAAAGAAGAAAGGUGACGUCAUUGUUUACGCUGUCCUCCAUCAGAGACUGCUGGUCCACCUGUCUGACGUUCAGGAGACAGUGAUGGCGUAGAGACAGUCUCCUUCCAGGAGGGGAGGUCUCCUUUCAACAUGGCUUCUGAACUCCAUGAAACCAUAUUUAUGGCCAAGCAGGAGCGCCACAAAAACCUUUUUCUGAACUACAAAAACCUGAACAUGUUUCCGGUGGAGCUGCUGAAGGAUGAAGGGCUGCGGUUUCUGGAGAGAUUGUACAUGAAGAGAAACUCCCUCACCACGCUGCCUGACAAUCUUGCUCAGAAGCUCCCAAAUCUAAUUGAACUGUACCUGCACUCAAACAACAUAGUCGUUAUACCCAAAGCUAUUGGAAACUUGGCCAGACUUCAGUCGUUGGACCUGAGCAAUAACGCCCUCCAGCUGCUCUGUCCAGAAGUUGGCCGUCUAAGGUCUCUACGCCACCUGAGAUUGUCCAACAAUCAACUUAAAAACCUUCCUUCAGAGAUCGGUGAUCUUCAGGACCUGGAGACACUUGACGUAUCCAUGAACCAGCUGAUGUCUCUACCAGACAGCCUGCACCGCUGUGUCUCGCUGCAGAACCUGACAGUGGACCACAACCUGCUGAGCCAUGUUCCUCGACAACUCUGCUGGCUACACUGCCUCAACCAGCUCUCCAUGGCUGCCAACCGACUAACCUUCCUCCCACUUGAUCUCGGCAGAUCCAGAGAGCUACAGUUUGUGUUUGUGGACAACAACACGGACCUAAAAGGUCUCCCGUCCUACAUGUACAACAAGGUCAUCGGCUGCAGCGGGUGUGGUGUAUCCUACCAAGGGCUGGGGGGUGAGAUGGGUGAGGUGCUGCGUGAUGCUCUGAUUGGGCUUCCAGCUGAGGUGAAGGUGAUUGGAUCAGAGAAGGAUAACGUGGUUCCUCUGGAGGAGCUGGCCAUGAGGACUCUGCACCACAUCCACCAGCAGCACCCAGCAGGCCUGAACCUGCUGCCCCCCAUCAGCCUCCCAAAGGCCCUGCUGGACCUGCUGCAGUUCCCUCUGGGUCACUGUCACCGGUGCAGCCAGGCCAUGUUCACCAUCACAUACCCGAAGUUUUUCCCACUCCGUGACACGGCCCUGGCAGGAGUGCACCGCAGAACCACAGUGAGUUUUGUGGCCUAUUGCUGCUCCAGUCACUGCCACAGGACCUUUGACCUGCAGGGGUGAUGCAACCCCCCCAAAAAAAGUUCAUCUUCAGUAUCGAGGGGGACAGAUAAUGUCCUGAGGGCUGUCAGCUGGUGAAGCUAAUCACACAGGAACUCUGCUACCUGCCAUUGCAGAUGCUGGACGAUGGGACUGCUGCUCCUUGAGUUCAUAUUCCAUCUCUCUGGACAUAAAACACUUGUGGUCUAGCUGAUCAGCUUGGGUUGUUUGGGUUCAGGAUGAUCAUCAUCAGUGUUGGACCUGAGGACCACUCACAGGAGAGAACUUUGACAAGCAAAGACUUUGAUUCUUGGGAAUUCAUGGAGUCAUUUUGUAAUAAUGCUAAUUACUGAAGAAUGUUUAAAGGUUUCUUAUUUAAAAGUGUGUUAAAUGUGUUAUUUAUAAAUAAUACAAUUACUAGAA